AAAACCAAGUCAUGGAUGCGGGACGACCGUGCCUAUUGUGCCAGGACAACCUGGCGGUUGGCAUUAAGCUCGAAAAUGAAGUGAUCGAAAAUUCAAAGGAACUACUGGAAAAGCUGGUCGUGUGGUACAACAUUGAUCCUUGCAUUUUGGGGAAAAAGUCUUGCAUAUGUGAGCCUUGUUUAGGACAUGUGCUCGACAUGAGCGCAACACUCCGGCGUUGGACCGCAGCGCAAUCAAAGACGGCCCCAUCUGAAACCUUUGAAAUUACGAUUAAGGAGGAAAACCCCCUGGAAAUAGAUGGUUGGGAGAACAUUGAAUUGAUGCCCGAACAGACUUUUCCUGUUUCCUCAGUAUUGGAAGAAAAGAAGGAGCUUUUGGCAAUCGUUUCAACAAAAGCUGCCACCGUAAAACCAUCCACUGAAAACUUCGCCAUUGCAGUACGGUACGAUGGUCUUAUAUUGGCCAAAUUUUACAGGAACAAUACCACGGCGACCAAAAUUAUUUGCACCUGUUGUAACGUCGAGUUGAGUAUCAUUUCCCACAUUCGAACGCACAGCUUAAUGACUCGUGUAGAUCCCCGCUACAUUUGUCGGAGGUGUGACAAAACAUUUAACAGUCCGAAAAAGUUAAAGGAUCACGAGAAGACCCAGAAGCACAACACCAUCUGGAGUCGUUCAAAGGGCUUUGACUUUCGUUGUGUGGAAUGUGGCAAAGUCUUCGAUCGCUACCAUGGGGUCGUACAACACGCCUCUUUCAUGCACAUCUCCAAUAGGUUUUACUGCACCUUUUCCAAGUGUUCGUAUACCUUCGAUAACAAGGCGGAAUUGGACAAGCAUUUGAAAUCACACGAAGUGCCGGUAUAUCAUGCCUCACCAUUGUAUGUGUGCCAUUUGCCCGACUGUGGCCAGUCGUACUACCUGGAGACUCCCUACAACAAGCAUAUGAAGACCUUUCACGGAAUGUACGUGUGCCCACAUCCCGGUUGCGGCGAAGCUAUCAGCCUUUCCAGCCAAGCUCAGCACGCUCAGCUUCACUCAAAAGACCAGAAUGGGAAGAAUCCUUCUAAGCAGGGUCUGGAGUCUAGGACGCACCUUAAGUUCUCGUUUUGGACGUGUUGA
Molecule: messenger RNA, 1118 nt
Organism: Drosophila persimilis
Lineage: Eukaryota; Metazoa; Arthropoda; Insecta; Diptera; Drosophilidae
Gene: CkIIalpha-i1
Product: zinc finger protein 354C
Exons: 3
Coding region: 12-1118 (368 amino acids)
Biological process (GO): regulation of transcription by RNA polymerase II
Cellular component (GO): nucleus
Molecular function (GO): DNA-binding transcription factor activity, RNA polymerase II-specific; RNA polymerase II transcription regulatory region sequence-specific DNA binding
Source: RefSeq, a predicted model, not a curated record